AUGAAGCGCCAAGCAGACAAGCAUCGCUCUCAACGCCAAUUCUCAGUGGGAGAUUGGGUGUUCCUCAAACUGCAGCCAUACGUGCAGUCGUCUUUGGCUCGGCGUGCCAACCUGAAACUGUCCUUUGGUUUCUUUGGCCCCUACAAAAUCUUGGCUCGAAUUGGUGCGGUCGCCGACAAGCUGGAGCUGCCAACAUCUUCCUCCAUCCACUCGGUUUUUCAUGUGUCGCAGCUUAAGGCGUCGCACGGUAAGCACUCAGUGACUGAUGAUCUCCCAGAUGAGCUUGUUCAGUUGCAGGUUCCACAGGCAAUUCUGGAUAGGCGCUGGACUUCUGGUACCUCACCUGUUGAAGAAGUUCUGGUGCAGUGGUCACGAAUGCCGCCGUCCUUGGCAACCUGGGAGCGGUUGGUGCCCCUGAGCAGUGUUUCCCGCGUGCGCCAGCCUGGGGUCAUGCCGGCUCUCAAGGAGAAAGGAUUGUCAACACUUCAUCUCCUGAUGCUCACUCUGAAGAUUCACCCAACAAGGGAGCAGGCCCGGCCCGUCCACAAGCGCCGGCCCAACGCCAAGGUCACUGGCCCAGAAUGGGAAGCGUAG
Molecule: messenger RNA, 594 nt
Organism: Miscanthus lutarioriparius
Lineage: Eukaryota; Viridiplantae; Streptophyta; Magnoliopsida; Poales; Poaceae
Source: the annotation of a GenBank genome assembly